AUGGCAGAAGUACUCGGUGUUGUCAGCAGCGCGAUUGCAGUCGCUGAGCUAGCGGGAAAAUUCGGCCUCAGCGUCAUGAAGCUGAAGAAGUUAUGGGACGAGAUCCAGGACAUCCCCGAAGAGAUGAAUCGCAUCAUGAGACAGCUUGAGAUACUGAAGCCCGUCCUGGCGGGGAUGGAGGCCGAUUUCGUGCAACAGCAGCGACACAAGGUCUACUUGAACAGUGCCACCAAUCUGCAGGCGAGCAUCGAGUACUGUCGAGACGCUGUCAAUGAUCUGGAGAGCUUGGCGGAGGACCUGCAGGCCAGGAUCAGCACUGCGAAGCGAUCGAGAAGAAACAUCACGAAGCUCAAGGUCUCGUUCAAGAAGGAGGACAUUCGGAAGUACCAGGAACGGAUCGGUUGGGCGUUGCACCUGAUCUCGCUUUCGCAGCAAAGCUAUAUGAUGUGGGCGCAAUCAAUCCUCGCUCAGAGUUUGAAUAGAAACUGA
Messenger RNA from Colletotrichum chrysophilum, 489 nucleotides. RefSeq lists its product as uncharacterized. The transcript has a single exon. The coding region runs from base 1 to 489 and encodes 162 amino acids. The record is from RefSeq and is a predicted model, not a curated record. Lineage: Eukaryota; Fungi; Ascomycota; Sordariomycetes; Glomerellales; Glomerellaceae.